This is a messenger RNA of Nannospalax galili (Upper Galilee mountains blind mole rat), 4424 nucleotides long. RefSeq names its product DDHD domain containing 2 (gene Ddhd2). Lineage: Eukaryota; Metazoa; Chordata; Mammalia; Rodentia; Spalacidae. The record is from RefSeq and is a predicted model, not a curated record. Gene Ontology annotation, cellular component: COPII-coated ER to Golgi transport vesicle. Gene Ontology annotation, molecular function: metal ion binding; triacylglycerol lipase activity; protein binding. Bases 147 to 2279 code for a protein of 710 amino acids. The transcript has 18 exons.
CUCCCUGCAGCGUCUGCGGAGCUGCUGCGUGCCGCGCACCGUCCAUCCCUGCGCUGGGGAGCAGAGACAAGCGGAGAUCCAGGCCAGCUGGGGCGACGGAAACCGGUGGUGGAUCGGCGGCAGCUCGUGGGGCGUUCUAGAGCGAAAUGUCAUCGCCGGAAUCACGGCAGUUGUCGCAGUCAGAUCCAUCCCCAUCACCAAACUCAUGUAGUUCUUUUGAGCUAAUAGACAUGGAUGUUGGCAGCUUAUAUGAACCAGUUUCUCCACAUUGGUUUUAUUGUAAGAUGAUAGAUUCUAAGGAGAUAUGGAUUCCUUUCAACUCUGAGGAUUCACAGCAACUGGAAGAGGCCUAUGGCUCUGGAAAAGAUUGUAAUGGGAGAGUUGUUCCCACCGAUGGGGGCAGAUACGAUGUUCAUUUAGGGGAGAGGAUGCGGUAUGCGGUGUACUGGGAUGAAGUGCCAUCCGAAGUGAGACGAUGUACAUGGUUUUACAAGGGAGACAAAGACAAUAAAUACGUUCCCUACUCAGAGAGCUUCAGCCAAGUUUUAGAGGAAACUUACAUGCUUGCUGUAACUCUGGAUGAGUGGAAAAAGAAACUUGAAUCUCCAAACAGAGAAAUUAUUAUAUUACACAACCCAAAGCUCAUGGUACAUUACCAGCCAAUUGCAGGGUCUGAUGAAUGGGGUUCAACACCCACUGAGCAAGGUCGACCAAGAACAGUAAAGAGAGGAGUUGAGAACAUCUCGGUUGACAUUCAUUGUGGGGAACCUUUACAAAUAGAUCACUUGGUUUUUGUAGUCCAUGGGAUUGGACCAGCAUGUGAUCUCCGCUUUCGAAGCAUUGUACAAUGCGUUAAUGAUUUCCGCACCGUUUCCUUGAACUUGCUACAGACACAUUUUAAGAAAGCUCAAGAAAACCAGCAGAUUGGAAGAGUAGAGUUUCUUCCAGUCAACUGGCAUAGUCCUCUGCAUUCUACUGGUGUGGAUGUUGAUCUGCAGCGGAUAACCUUGCCCAGCAUUAAUCGCCUCAGACACUUCACUAAUGAUACAAUUCUGGAUGUCUUCUUCUACAACAGUCCUACCUACUGUCAGACUAUUGUGGACACAGUAGCUUCUGAAAUGAACCGAAUAUACACACUUUUUCUACAGAGGAACCCUGAUUUCAAAGGGGGUGUAUCCAUUGCUGGUCAUAGUUUAGGUUCGCUUAUAUUGUUUGAUAUCCUAACAAAUCAGAAAGAUUCUUUGGGGGAUAUUGACAGUGAAAAGGGUUCACUACAUCCUGUUGUGGAUCAAGGAGCUGCACUAACCUUAGAAGCAGAUUUGAAGAAGCUGCACCUUUCUGAAUUCUUUGAUGUCUUUGAGAAGGAGAAAGUAGAUAAAGAUGCUCUGGCUUUAUGUUCAGAUAGAGAUCUUCAGGAAAUGGGGAUUCCCUUAGGACCAAGAAAGAAGAUACUAAACCAUUUUAGAACCAGAAAAAAAUCAGUGGGUAUUAACAGACCAACCACAGCGUCAGUUUCAGAGCUGAACAUACCCAAGGAUUCUGAAUUCAGCAGUAGUACUGAUGAUACUAAAAAUGAUGACUAUCUAGAUGUUGGCAUUGGGCAGGUCUCUGUAAAAUACCCCCGGCUCAACUACAAACCAGAAAUAUUCUUUGCCUUUGGAUCUCCCAUUGGAAUGUUCCUUACUGUCCGAGGAUUAAGAAGAAUUGAUCCUAAUUACAAAUUUCCAACAUGCAAAGGUUUCUUCAAUAUUUAUCACCCUUUUGAUCCUGUGGCCUAUAGGAUUGAACCAAUGGUGGUCCCAGAAGUAGAAUUUGAGCCAAUGCUGAUCCCACAUCAUAAAGGCAGGAAGCGGAUGCACUUAGAACUAAGAGAGGGCUUGACCAGGAUGAGUAUGGACCUUAAGAACAAUUUGCUAGGUUCACUGAGGAUGGCUUGGAAGUCUUUUACCAGAGCUCCGUACCCUGCCUUACAACCUUCAGAAACAGCAGAAGACACUGAAGCAGAACCUGAAUUAAGUUCAGAAAAGUCCAGUGAUGUUAAUAUAGAAGAAACUCCUCUGGCAGUUAAAGAAGAAGCUCCACCCAUCAAUGUGGGAAUGCUGAAUGGAGGCCAACGCAUUGACUACGUGUUACAGGAGAAGCCCAUUGAGAGUUUUAAUGAGUAUUUAUUUGCUUUACAAAGUCAUCUGUGCUACUGGGAAUCUGAAGACACAGCAUUGCUGGUCCUCAAAGAGAUCUACCAGACCCAGGGUGUCUUCCUUGAUCAGCCCUUACAGUAAAAAUGGCCCACCUGUAGCUGCUUAAUAUGGACACAGGGAUUUUCCCAGAAAAUCCACCUGAUUGUUGCUGCCGUUUUCUUCUCAUCAGCUACAUCGUUUCCUGCAUGUUGCGUGCCACUUACCUAACUGGGUCUUUGGAGGAUAAUCUUUCUGGAAAUUAGUGGACAACGAAAGGAAGAUACCUAUUUUUGGGGAGACAGGGUCUCCCUCUAGCCCCAGCUGGCCUCAAACUUACUAUGUAGACCAGGCUGACCCUGAACUCAAUAGCAGUCCACUUGCCUCUGCCUCCUGAGUGCUGGGAUUAAAGGCGUGCACCACCACCGCAAUGUAUUGCUUUUUAACCAUUGGCUUUAUAUAAACACUCAGUAGUCUGUGCUUAUAUCUUUUCUCUAAUAGUAGUAGGUGCCACACUUUAUUACAUGAAAAGAUAUAUAGUUUACUUUGGGUUUGAUUUGUCCAGGGUUGCUUAGAGGGAGGUUUCCGCUUAUCUUUAGAAAGUGUUCCAGUUUAGGAGAUCACUGAGAUUUACAAGUACUUAGGGAUCCAGUCAUUUCUUGUUCUUUGCACGCUAAACUAAGCAUAGAUGGAUAUGGAAAUAGUGGGGGAUGGGGGUUGUGGCUCUGUGUCUGUUUGUGGUUUUGUCUGGUUUUUUUGAGACAGGGUCUCUCUAUAGUCCCAGCUGUUCUGGAACUCACGUGUGCUGGGACUAAAAGCGUGCGCCAUCACGCCCGGCUUGUUUGUUUUUAAGCCAGUGUUUCUUUCCUCUAAGUACUUUAUGAAGAAAUAUUAGAAUGUAGCUUGCUCUGAGAACUGACAGGGUUAUUGCUAGGAAUUGCUGGUGCUGUUCAUUUUUUUUUUUUUGACAGCUACUCCAGCUUUAAGUCUGAAGAGUGUAUGCAUUGUAUAGCUGCUUCUUUAAACCAUAUUCCAAACUGGGGGUGACAUUUGACAGAAGUUAUUUGUUUAUACUUAUUUUGAAGAUGAAGUUGUAAAAGUUGGUGAACCUGAAAUUACAAGGCUUUUCCAAGGUUAUAAAUGGACUCUUUCAGUGGUGCCAACUUGUCACCUGCCACUUCUACUUAGGGAAGGAGAUACUGUGGUGUAAACAGCAUUGCUUUCUGAUGCAUCCCCCAGAACGCCUGCAUGCAGCAUGAGGUUUACCUUGAAGAACAUGAGUGACUACACUAAGCUUUUACCAAGGUGUCUGCUCACCACUUUGCUGGAGGUUUUCUUCCCCACUUGUCAGCACCUCUGCAGUGCUCAGUCCUUUGUACCCCCUCUUGGAUUUCCACAGGCCUGUUUUACAGAGUGCCAGAAGCAGGGGAGUUAUGUUUUGAUUUUUGUCCAAACAUUUUUUUUUCUAAACAUAUCAUGGUAUCCAAAAAUACUGGUAUUUAAUGCUCACUGAGCCUCCUUUAGAAAGAACAGUCUUUUAUCCUUUUUAGCAUAGAAAAGGAAGGUUAACUACUGUCAGUCGCCUUACAGGUUGUAGAUGCACAGGUGGGCAUAGUUCAAGCCUGUCUCUGCUUAUGGAUUAAUGCAGAAUAAGCUACUAAGAAGUUUCAGAUAUGUGGCAUAUUUUAUUUUCAUUACAGUAACUGAGUAAGAAUUAUUGAGAAUUAAGUAGUAUACAUUGUAUACUAAAGUUGUUGUCUUCAAAUUUGUUUACUCUUCUUGCAGAAUAGUUACUGUUUAAGAGUAAACCAAAGUACAACCAAGAAUGAGUUCCUGUAACCAAAGAUGGGCAGCUUAGCCCUGGAGAGCUAGAUAAACCACUGUACUAAGAAAUGCUUCUUUCCUGGUGGUGUGGGCAGAUAACUAAAACACCUUAGUGUCUCACCCAUCAUGACUGUGUGUUAUACAAUGAAUAAGGUUAAGGUCCUUUAUUUAGUUAUAAAUUACUUGCACUCCUUCAUUUUAUCAUGUGCAACCUCUUGACCAAGCCCAUUACUAAACUCUAGUAUAAGAGCAUUUUGUACAUAUUCCUAGCUACAGAAUUGGUUUUGCCUAAUCUCAGUGAGAGACUGCCUGCAAGGAAGAGUUAAUAGCACUGAUUAGCUUCUGAUAUUUUGCACUUUUGAAAUGUUUUAUAUGUGAUUAUAUUUAAGACUUUAGUAAAUACUGAAAUAAAACUGUUGACCAGUU